Molecule: messenger RNA, 927 nt
Organism: Aricia agestis (brown argus)
Lineage: Eukaryota; Metazoa; Arthropoda; Insecta; Lepidoptera; Lycaenidae
Product: prostamide/prostaglandin F synthase-like
Exons: 8
Coding region: 175-843 (222 amino acids)
Source: RefSeq, a predicted model, not a curated record
UGCGCAUGCAUACGUAAUGCCAUUCUCUAGCGAGCAGUGUUUGUUUUAAUAACUAGAUAAACACACUACUUAUUAACUAGAUAAAUAUAGCACAAAUAAUAUAAACUAGAACGGAAAGACUAGAAUUUCAGUCUAUACAGUGCCUUUUUUUCGGAGUGGUUUAAAAAAUUAAAAAUGACCAUAGAUAUAUCCACGAUCGGGUCUGAAAAAAUCAAGAAUUUGCACACUGGAGAGGUCUUGCGUUCUCUUUCACUAUUUCGUCCCUUUAAAUCAAACGAGGAUUUUUUGUCCAAGACGGUAGAAAUAGGCAGCCUAUGGAAGAACCAAAAUGUCGUCAUUAUUUUCUUUCGCCGAUGGGGCUGCGUGUUUUGUAGGCUUUGGGCUAAAGAGUUAGGCGAGAUUUCGCAUGUUCUCAAAGAACAUAACAUCAAACUGAUUGGUAUCGGAGUAGAAGAAGAAAAUUCUGAGGAUUUCAUCCAAGGGAACUUCUUUGAUGGAGAUCUAUACUGCGUAGAAGAUCUGUCUACUUACAAGAAGUUGGGUUUCAAGAGGUUCAACACGGUAACAAUAUUAACCUCGUUGUUUUGGAAGCAGUCGCGUAAGGCGAUGAGCAAGAGUUCUAGCAUGGAUCUGGGUGGUGAUCUCAAAGGAGACUGGGUGCAAACUGGUGGGGCACUUCUCGUGAAAGAGGGGGGGAAGGACGUCCACCAUUUCAUCCAAACCGGUCCAGCCGAUCACAUGGAUAACGUCGAUAUAUUGAAGCAUUUCGGUCUGGAAGACGAGUAUGUUCCAGAGACGAUGGCCAACCAAUCCAGGGACGAUGUACAGUGUUCCCGUAACUAAAAACCAUUAGAUUUAGAACACAGGCAGUUAAUAACGUUACAGCCUACAUGGAAGAGUAAAAUUAUUUUUACAGUGGUAAAUUAG